Daucus carota subsp. sativus is the source of this 1339-nucleotide messenger RNA. RefSeq names its product 11S globulin seed storage protein Ana o 2.0101. The record is from RefSeq and is a predicted model, not a curated record. The transcript has 3 exons. The coding region runs from base 62 to 1138 and encodes 358 amino acids. NCBI's taxonomy places the organism in Eukaryota, Viridiplantae, Streptophyta, Magnoliopsida, Apiales, Apiaceae. Gene Ontology annotation, molecular function: nutrient reservoir activity.
UCCACAAUCACCCUUCUUAUUCUUUUACAACUAUAAUAUAUUUAUUUAAGCUCAAGACAGUAUGAAAAUGGACAUCGAUUUGACACCCAAAGUGGCCAAGAAAGUGUACGGAGGUGAUGGUGGAAGCUACCAUGCAUGGUGCCCCAAUGAUCUACCAAUGCUGAAACAAGGCAACAUUGGUGCGGCGAAACUUGCUCUUACGAAGAAUGGUUUUGCACUCCCGAGUUACUCUGAUUCUGCUAAGGUCGCUUAUGUUCUUCAAGGGAGUGGAGUUGCUGGAAUUGUUCUUCCGGAGAAAGAAGAGAAGGUUCUGCCUAUCAAAACAGGGGAUUCCAUUGCUCUUCCAUUUGGUGUGGUGACAUGGUGGUAUAAUAAGGAGGAUACUGAGCUUGUGCUUCUGUUUUUGGGAGAUACUUCGAAAGCCCACAAAACUGGUUCAUUUACCAACUUUUUUCUAACGGGCUCUAACGGAAUCUUCACAGGCUUUUCAACAGAGUUUGUAGGCAGGGCAUGGGACUUGGACGAUAAGGUCGUGAAGACCCUUAUUGGGAAUCAAUCAGGUAAUGGAAUUGUCAAGCUCGAUGCAGGUUUUAAGAUGACUGAGCCUAGUGAGAAACACAGAAACGGCUUAGUGUUGAACUGUCUCGAAGCCCCCUUAGAUGUUGAUAUCAAAAAUGGUGGAAGAGUCGUGGUUUUGAACACGAAGAAUUUGCCUUUGGUUGGUGAGGUUGGACUGGGAGCUGAUCUUGUUAGGCUAGAUGGAAGUGCAAUGUGUUCUCCGGGUUUUUCAUGUGAUUCGGCUUAUCAGGUGACUUACAUUGUCCGAGGCAGUGGGCGUGCUCAGGUUGUUGGCAUGGAUGGAAAACGUGUUCUGGAAACAACAGUCGAGACUGGCAAUCUGUUCAUUGUGCCUAGGUUUUUCGUGGUUUCAAAGAUUGGUAAUCCAGAAGGCCUGGAAUGGUUUUCUAUCAUAUCAACACCAAAUCCGGUAUUCACUCAUUUGGCUGGAAGCAUUGGUGCAUGGAAGGCCUUGUCUCCGCAAGUUCUCCAGGCAUCUUUCAACGUGGGUUCGGAUGUGGAGAAGCAGUUCCGCUCUAAAAGGACCUCAGAUGCCAUCUUCUUCCCUCCCUCCAAGUGAAGACUUGCUGCUCAUAGCUUAAUUUGGUCAUUCAGAGCUCUAUAAUUAAGCUAUCAAUCUUGUCAAACAUGCAAGUAGUUUAGGACUUUAGGUUUCUUUGUUUCUAAAAUAAUGUUUGGCAUGGAUGUUGGCUGAACAAAGUAUGUUUUUCCUGGUUUUGAGUAUUAUUGUUAAAUAUAUUAGGAUUUUGCUGUUUACGUC